CUGCGCACAACGUGUCUCGUGGCUUCCCGCGUUUUUCUGGAUUGUUCCGCCACCGGAAGAGAAGCAGCCGGCGCCCGUCCUGGAGGUGGGGGUGACUGCAGAACCCUGAGGGACCCGAGGCAGUGAUCUUUCCUCAUCCCUGCCCAACCAGACGUCGCUGUUCCGGGUUCAGACACUGGACCAGCAUGCCUACUCUGCGGCCCUCCUCCUCCCCAAGCAGUGUGUCCUCCCCGCUGCGGAGAGCAGCAGGUGGUGGACAGAGGGGCUUGUCUGCAUCCUCUAGUUCGUCUGUCAGUGUGCCCUAUGGUGAAAGGGACUCGGACCAUACUUCACAGGGGGAUAGUGAUUCUUUAUCAGCUGAUGAAGGCAGUGACUUUGAAGCUAGCCUGAGACGCAGUGUGAAGAAGAGAGCAGCAAAACGACCACUCAGAACAACCCCAGUGGCAAAACAUCCAAAGAAGGGGUCCCGAAUGGUACGUGGUCAUGGCCAGAAAGACUCAGAGCUACCAGCCAGUGAUCUCUUUGAUGCUGUGAAAGCUGCCAAAAGUGACAUGCAGUCUUUGGUGGAUGAGUGGCUGGAUAGCUACAAGCAAGACCAGGAUGCGGGAUUCCUGGAGCUCGUUAACUUUUUCAUCCGGUCUUGUGGAUGUAAAGGCAAUGUGACCCCCGAGAUGUUCAAGAAGAUGUCCAACUCAGAGAUCAUCCGGCACCUAACAGAACAGUUUAAUGAGGACUCAGGAGACUAUCCCCUGACAGCACCAGGUCCAUCCUGGAAGAAGUUCCAGGGCAGCUUCUGUGAAUUUGUGAAGACCUUGGUCUAUCAGUGCCAGUAUAGCCUUCUCUAUGAUGGCUUCCCUAUGGACAACCUCAUCUCCCUGCUCACUGGCCUCUCAGACUCCCAAGUCCGUGCCUUCCGUCACACUAGCACCCUGGCGGCCAUGAAGCUAAUGACCUCCCUGGUAAGAGUUGCCCUUCAGCUGAGUCUGCACAAAGACAAUAAUCAGCGACAGUUUGAGGCUGAACGAAAUAAGGGGCCAGGACAGAGAGCACCUGAGCGGCUGGAGAGCCUGUUGGAGAAACGCAAAGAACUCCAAGAGCAUCAAGAGGAGAUUGAGGGGAUGAUGAAUGCCCUUUUCAGGGGUGUCUUUGUGCAUCGGUACAGGGAUGUCCUUCCUGAGAUCCGUGCUAUCUGCAUCGAGGAGAUAGGGUCUUGGAUGCAAAGCUACAGCACAUCUUUCCUCACUGACAGCUAUUUGAAAUAUAUUGGCUGGACCCUGCAUGAUAAGCAUCGAGAAGUCCGUCUGAAGUGCCUGAAGGCUCUAAAAGGGCUGUACAGCAGCCGGGAUUUGACUGCCCGCCUGGAGCUCUUUACUAGCCGCUUCAAGGACCGGAUGGUUUCCAUGGUCAUGGACCGAGAGUAUGAUGUCGCAGUGGAGGCCGUCAAGUUACUAACACUUAUCCUGAAGAACAUGGAGGGGGUGCUAACAGAUGCAGACUGUGAGGGCAUCUACCCUGUUGUGUAUGCCUCUAACCGAGCCCUGGCGUCUGCUGCGGGGGAGUUUCUGUACUGGAAGCUCUUCUACUCUGAGUGUGAGACUAGAACAGUGGGUGGGAGACAGCGACGCCGAAGUCCACGCGCCCAGAGGACUUUUUUCCACCUUCUGCUGUCCUUCUUUGUGGAGAGUGAGCUCCAUAACCACGCUGCUUACUUAGUAGACAGCCUGUGGGACUGUGCAGGGUCUCAGCUGAAGGACUGGGAGAGUCUCACAAGUCUGCUGCUGGAGAAGGACCAGAGUGCGUGCCGUGUGAUAGCCGGAGGAGGGGACCUUUCACCUCCUAACUUGGGCGAUGUGCAGGAGAGCACGCUGAUAGAAAUCCUUGUGUCCAGCGUUCGGCAAGCCUCAGAGGGUCACCCACCUGUGGGGCGGAUUACUGGGAGGAAGGGCUUAACCCCAAAAGAACGGAAGAUCCAAGCCGAUGACAAGGUGAAGCUGACGGAGCACCUCAUCCCCCUGCUCCCCCAGCUCCUGGCCAAGUUCUCAGCUGAUGCGGAGAAGGUUGCUCCCCUGCUCCAGCUUCUCAACUACUUUGACCUCAACAUCUACUGCACUAGGCGCUUGGAGAAGCAUCUGGAGCUGUUCUUACAGCAGCUCCAGGAGGUGGUGGUGAAGCACGCAGAGCCCGCGGUGCUUGAGGCGGGUGCUCAUGCCCUCUAUCUGCUCUGUAAUCCUGAGUUCACGUUCUUCGGCCGGGUAGACUUUGCCCGCAGCCAACUGGUGGAUCUGUUGACUGACCGCUUCCAGCAGGAACUUGAGGAGCUGCUGCAGUCAUCCUUCCUAGACGAGGAUGAGGUGUACAGUCUGGCAGCCACUCUGAAGCGCCUCUCUGCCUUCUACAAUGCUCAUGAUCUGAGUCGCUGGGAGCUCUAUGAGCCAUGCUACCAGCUUCUCCAGAAGGCUGUGGACACAGGAGAGGUUCCUCACCAGGUGAUUCUGCCAGCCUUGACUCUUGUUUAUUUUUCCAUUCUCUGGACACUAACCCACCUUUCUGGAUCAGAUGCUUCCCAGAAGCAGCUGUUGAAUUUGAAGGGCAGGAUGGUGGCCUUCUGCGAACUCUGCCAGAGUUGCCUCUCAGAUGUGGAUUCGGACAUCCAGGAGCAGGCUUUUGUCUUAUUAAGUGAUCUACUUCUCAUCUUCAGCCCUCAGAUGAUCGUAGGGGGUCGUGAUUUCCUUAGACCCCUUGUCUUUUUUCCUGAGGCUACUCUCCAGUCUGAACUAGCCAGCUUCCUCAUGGACCACGUCUUCAUCCAGCCUGGAGAACUGGGCAGUGGUCAUUCCCAGGAGGAUCAUCUACAGAUAGAACAGCUGCACCAGCGGCGCCGCCUCCUGGCUGGGUUCUGCAAACUCUUGCUUUAUGGGGUCCUGGAGAUGGAUGCAGCCUCAGAUGUGUUCAAACACUACAACAAGUUCUACAAUGACUAUGGUGACAUUAUCAAGGAAACAUUAACUAGAGCAAGGCAGAUUGACCGGAGUCAUUGUUCCCGAAUCCUGCUGCUGAGCCUCAAGCAGUUGUACACAGAACUGCUGCAGGAACAGGGGCCCCAGGGCCUGAGUGAACUUCCAGCCUUCAGUGAGAUGAGGGACCUGGCCCGAAGGUUUGCCUUGAGCUUUGGACCCCAGCAGCUACAGAACCGGGACCUUGUGGUCACGCUACACAAGGAAGGCAUCAAAUUCUCCUUGUCUGAGCUUCCUCCAGCUGGCUCCUCUGGUCAGCCCCCGAACCUGGCUUUCCUGGAGCUCCUUUCCGAGUUUUCCCCCCGACUCUUCCAUCAGGACAAGCAGCUGCUGCGGUCCUACCUGGAAAAGUGUCUGCAGCGGGUCUCCCAGUCACCUGAUGGUCCCUGGGGUCCAGUCACCACCUACUGCCACUCCCUCAGCCCUGUGGAGAACACAGCAGAGGCCAGCUCCCAGAGCUACCCCCGCUCCAAGAAGAGGCGCACUGAAGGCCCCUCCAGGCGGCAGAAAGGGGAUGCCUCUUCAUCCCAGGAAGAAAGCCUGCAGCUGAACAGCAUCCCCCCCUCACCCACCCUCACCUCCACAGCCGUGAAGAGGGGGCAGCCCCUGAGGGGGUUGGAAGAAGUGGAGGAAGAAGGCAGCUCAGAACCGGAGCUUACCCAAGGCCAGCCCCUUUCAGGUAACCAGAGGUCAAGGUUCUCGAGUCCACGGCGCUUCCGGACUCUGCUCAACCCUUCAGGUCCUGGUUUGGGCACCCGGCUGACCCGCCUCAGCCUUAUGGAAGAGGAUGAAGAAGAGUUGGAAAGUCACAAUGAGUUAAGUGAAGAAUGGCAAGAUGCAGACAAGCACUCUUCCCCCAGCGAGCACGGGCUGGACCUCUUAGAUUCUACAGAGCUGAACUUUGAGGAUUUCUGACAGGACUCUGUGCGCCUCCCCACCUCCACUCGGAAAAGGCAAAACAGGAGAAGAGAGCAGAAGGAACCAUUACUUCCAGGCCCCACCCUGGUCUUUGAAGGGAAGGAGAGGUGGGCUGUGCCUUCCUAACCUAACCUAACCUUUCUCUGAUGAUGUUGGGCUGAGAAGCCUUAGGCCCCCUGUCCUUCCUAAUGCUCCCCGGCUCCGUCCCGGGGUUGAGUGCCUUUUUCCUGCUGUGUCUGGAGGGGGUCGGGGAGAGGCACUGCCUCCCUGUCUGAAUGGAAAGAGCCCAGUAGUUUGCUGUGUUUUUGGAAAGGCUUUCCCAGCCUCUUUUGUGCCCUAGCGAUUACCUCAAUAAACAUGUUUCAA
Molecule: messenger RNA, 4298 nt
Organism: Callorhinus ursinus (northern fur seal)
Lineage: Eukaryota; Metazoa; Chordata; Mammalia; Carnivora; Otariidae
Source: RefSeq, a predicted model, not a curated record